Messenger RNA from Plasmodium malariae, 4413 nucleotides. RefSeq names its product conserved Plasmodium protein, unknown function. Lineage: Eukaryota; Apicomplexa; Aconoidasida; Haemosporida; Plasmodiidae. The record is from RefSeq and is a predicted model, not a curated record. Bases 1 to 4413 code for a protein of 1470 amino acids. The transcript is spliced from 7 exons.
AUGCUCAAAAGAGAUAGUUUAUCAAAUCAUCAUAGCAAAGAAAUAAGAAGGUAUUCUCACACGAAAGAAAAUUUUAGUUAUGAGUAUUCAGAAUACUUGAAUUUGUGCCUAGAAGAAUAUAAAAAGAACAUAUAUGAUUUAGAUUUAAUAAAUGAAAAUGAGGAAUGCAUGCGUGAAUUAGUAAAUUAUUAUAAUUACAUACACAGGAAUUAUUAUGAUAAUGUCAUAAAUGUUUUUGAGAACAAUAAUAAUGAAAAGACUUAUGCAAAUGAAAGUUAUGUUUUAAAAUUAGAUUUGUUAAAUAAAAGACAUGUAGAGGCUUUAUAUAAUAUUAGCAUUUUAAGUAUUUCAGACAAACUUAAGUAUUAUAUGUUAAGAGGUGAAAUAAAAAAAAAGAAAGACAUUACAGAAGAGGAUAAAAUAUUAGAUCAUGAAAGAACUAAUGAGAAUAGAGCACUUAAGAAAAAUGUUUAUACUAACGAUGGUAUUAAAGAGAUUGUAAAUACUGACGAAUUUACAAAUAAAGGGAAAUAUUUAGAUAAAAAUUCUAAAAUAUAUACAAAUGAUGAUCUGUCAUCAAAUGAAAUGAAAAGAGAAGAAGAAUUUGAUAUAAUAAAAUAUAUAUUUUACCUUAUAAGAUCAAUUGAAUAUUCUUUAAGUUCAGAAAAAGGAAAUUUAUCAUCAUUUUAUAAUUGCCUAAAAAUUUAUUUCUUUAGAGAUUCAGUUAACGAAAAUUAUUAUAAUAAUAUCUAUUUAUUAACUUUAUGUUUACAUUGUCUAGAAAAUAUAACUAGUAAUAUAGUUAUAUUUGAUAUAAAAGAAGUAGAAAAUGAGGAAUUAAACUUAAUGGAUGAAAAAAAUAGUUGCUCCAAUUCUAAUACUACUAGGAUGAAUAGCUUACAAAGUAACGUCAAAAGAAAAUACUCGAGUUCAAAUUUUAGAGAUCAUUCUUCUCCUAAUGAAAUGAACAGCAAUUUUCAUCAAAACAAUACAGUUAACAGUAAGAACAUAAACUACUUGAGAACAACAGCGAGAGAAAGAAAUUCUUUCAGAAUAUACAAUAACAAUGUAUAUUUUUACAAAUUUUUUUUUUAUCUUUUAAAUUUCUUAAAUUAUUAUUUAGAAGAUAUGAUAAAAGAUAGCUCCUUAUUGUAUUCGGAUAUGAUGAAAACACAAGCAGAAAAUAACGUACAUAGAAACAGAAAAGAACAGAUUUUAACAUCUUCUAAUGUAAUAAAUGGAAACACGAAUAGCAAUUUAUCAUCUUUUAUUGAUGGAAAAGAGGAAUUAUUUUUUCUGGGAAAAAAUCGAGUGGCAUAUUGUAAUAUUUUAUUGAAAUCGUUAAAUAUAAUAAAUAAUUUAAUGAAUUUAGAUUCUGUUAGAGAAAAAAUUAUGAAUUCAAGUAAUGAUCUUAAUGAGUUAAAAAUUUUUAUAUCGAAAUUCUAUAAAUAUUUAAAUGAAUAUGAUGAUGUUGAAAUAUACAAAAAUUUUUAUAUAAGUUUAUACAAAACAUAUAUAUUUAUUUUCCCUGAAGAGUUAGAAAAAGAAAACUAUUUUUCCCCUAUGUUACUUUUUGAAAAUAUUGUAAAUAACGGUAAUUUAAUUAGAAUGAGAACUAUUGUAGACACACUUAUAUUUUGUUUUAAUGAUAAAAAAUUUGUUUACUUUUUUGAAGAAAAUAUAAAUAUAACAAAAGUGCUUUUUAUAUUUGUCACUUAUUCAUCCAGAUUAUUAUCCAAUAAACAGUAUGAACUUAUAGCAAAUAUAUCAUUUCUUUUUUAUAUUAUCUUAAUUAAAUUUCCAAAUGUUUCCAUAACAAUAUUUCACAUUUUAAAUGAAAAUAAUGAUUAUAUUAUGAAAUAUAAUGAAGAUAAAAAAUUUAAUUCAAUUUUUAGUAAUAUAAAUGAAAACAUAAAUUUGCUAUUCUUAUCAACUAUCCAUAAAAAUAAAAACUUAGCAACAGUCAUUUCUCUCAUUUUUUCCAAGUUAAUUCAUUUAUACUGUCAAUUUUGUGCCAAAAAAAAUAACUUAGAUAUUGCUCAAAAUAUUGGGAAUAAUAAUAUUACCUAUGGAACACAUUUAAAUACAAAUAACUAUAGUUUAAGAAAUUUGAAUAGUUCAUAUAUUAAUGGUAACGGACAAAAUCCGAAUGUAGCAGUAAGUAAUUUAUCGAAAAAUUCAAAUGCAAAUAAUCUAAAUUAUUCCUGUGCAUCAAAUAAUGAAAACGAAGGAAGCAAAUUAUAUAAGGAAAUAUUCUGUAGAACAUUUGACAACAUAAAAACAAAUGAAAGAAAUGCUGUUAUAAAAGCUAUAUUAAUUAACUUACAUGUAAUUCCAGAUGUGUACUCAUCAAGUGCUAUAUUUCCAAUAGAAGGAAAUACGGAAAAAAUAAGAUAUAUAAUUGUUAUUAUUAAUUUUUUAUUUACGUUAAUGAAAACAAAAUUUUAUGAAACUAUACAUGAAAAUACUUUUGAAUAUAUAGAUUAUUUUAUCGAAGAACUAAAGAAGAGUGUUAACAUGAAAAAUAUUAAACUAGUUUGUGGUUAUAUAUCUCUUUUAUUAAAUUACUCAUUAAAUAAAAAAACUAAUAACUUAAACGAAACAGCUGAUUUGAAAUCUAGCAUAUUCAUAAAAAAUAUUCAUUAUAACAAUCAACCUAAUAUUAUUAAAAUACAUAAAGCGCUGUACGAAUCAGGAGCAUUAACAUUUUUAAUAUCUUCUUUAUACGAAUCAAAAGAUUCUCUAAUAAUUUAUAAUUGUGUCUAUUCCAUAUCCUUUCUAUUAUAUAAAAAGUCCAUUUUAGAUUUUGAUAAAAAUAUUGAACUUUCAAAUAUGAAAAUAGCAAUUUUAAAUAUAGUUAGGCAUUAUUACAAUUUAGACAGUUAUUUGGAAAAUUAUACAGAAAAUUUUAUUGACUAUAAAGGUUUUUUAAAAGGAAAUUCUAAAAAAAAUGUAGCAUUGCAAGAAGAUGAUACGUAUAACACAUUAUUGAAUAAAUUAAAUAAAAGGAACUCUUAUGAAUGUGAUGACAUAAAUAAAAAAUAUUUGUAUGAUGAAGAAAAUAGGUAUUUAUUAGGUGAAAAGAAUGACAAUUAUUUUUUAAAUCAUAUGAACUCAAAUUAUUCUCAAAAUUUCAAUAAAAAUAUUAGUAGUAACGAACAAAUAGGAAAUAGAAAUAUUUUUCCAUCUUUAAAAUAUAAAUAUGCAAGUGCAAAUUACGAAAAUUCCUUUUUCCUAAACUUCGAUAAAAUAUUUUUUGAAACAGUAAAAAACAGAAAGAGUUCUUUUAAUUUUUAUUUUGAUACCAUUUACAACACACAAUAUUUAUUUAAUUUUUUAUUACAUAAUUUUCUGUUUUAUUCAAAAGAUGCAGAUGAAUAUUCCAAAAAGUAUUUACUAAAUAUUCUAUUGCACAACAAUAUUACAAGGUCAUCUGAUAUUAACUUUUAUUCGAAUAAAAUAAAAAAUCUAAAUUCUCAGUUUAAUGAAUCACAGUCAAGAUUAGAACUUUACAAACAAGAUCUCGAGAGAUAUAAAGAUGUAAUAAAUGUGUUAAACAAAGAAAUUGAGGAGAAAGAAAAUGCACACAAUGCUUUAAUUCAAAAGAUUAGAAAGGAAAAUGAGAUGGAGAUUAACAGAAAAAUUCAAGAAAAUAACAAUCUGGAGAAUAUUAUUUCUCAAAAAAAUGAUAUAAUAGAUGAGUAUGUGCAAAAAAAACUACAAAGAAAAUAUGAAGAGGUAUAUUUACAAAAAAAAGAAGCAGAAGAAGAAAAUGUAAACAUAAAAAAUAGGACAGUUUCAUUAGAAUCAUUGUUAAAGUCUCUUCAGACGAAAUACACACAAAUACAGACACAAAAUAAAACAUUAAAUAAUAAAUUAACCGAUCAAACAAAUAGAAUCAAUGAAGGAAUAAACGUUAUUAAUUCUCUAACAAGUGAAAAUGAAAAGUUAAAAACUAUAGAAGAAAAUCAAAAUAAUGAAUUAGAGGGGACAUUCAAAAAAUUAAUUGUAGUUGUUAAAGAAUUAAGUGACAAAAAAAAAGAAUUAGACGAAAAAGAUAAAAGUAUUAAAAAAUAUAAUAGUGAUAUACAAGAACUCAAAACCAUAAUAAACAAAAGUGAUAAUGACUUAAAGGAACAAGCAUUAAUAAUUGAAAAAUUCACAGGCUUAAACAAAAACUUAGGCGAAGAAUUAAAUAAUGCCAAUAAAAACUUGGAAUUAUCAAAGAGAUACAUUAUGAAUUAUGAAAAAAAUGAGGAAGAAAUGAAAAAUAGAAUAAUGAAGUUAGAAAAGGAACUAUAUGAAAAAAAUGAAGAAUGUGAAAUAAAAACGCAGAAGCUAAUUCUCAAAGAAAAGGAAUUAUCUGAUAAAGAGAUACAACUUAAAAAAAUUGCAUCAGUCAUCAUUAAUUAG